This is a messenger RNA of Microtus oregoni (creeping vole), 2330 nucleotides long. It is a transcript of the gene Abhd6, whose product is annotated as abhydrolase domain containing 6, acylglycerol lipase. The transcript is spliced from 9 exons. The record is from RefSeq and is a predicted model, not a curated record. Gene Ontology annotation, molecular function: catalytic activity. The coding region runs from base 173 to 1186 and encodes 337 amino acids. Lineage: Eukaryota; Metazoa; Chordata; Mammalia; Rodentia; Cricetidae.
ACAGCCAGAUUUGGCUGGCUACCAACACAUUCCUUAUAUGAUUUAAUGCUUUGUCAUUUUAUUUCUUGUGAUUACAAAAUCUCAUUUUCAACUCCUGCCAAAGCCAGUAACGUUGGGAAAGCGUCUGCUCCUUAAAGACCUCUGCAGGUGUCAACCAGCCUUAGAGAGCAGGAUGGAUCUCGAUGUAGUGAACAUGUUUGUGAUCGCGGGUGGAACCCUGGCCAUUCCAAUCCUGGCAUUCGUGGCUUCUUUUCUCCUGUGGCCUUCAGCGCUGAUAAGGAUCUAUUAUUGGUACUGGCGGAGGACACUGGGUAUGCAAGUCCGCUAUGUGCACCAUGAGGACUAUCAGUUCUGUUACUCCUUCCGGGGCAGGCCAGGACACAAACCGUCCAUCCUCAUGCUGCAUGGUUUCUCUGCACACAAGGAUAUGUGGCUCAGCGUGGUCAAGUUCCUUCCGAAGAACCUGCACUUGGUCUGCGUGGACAUGCCUGGCCAUGAAGGUACCACCCGCUCCUCCCUGGAUGACCUGUCCAUAGAUGGGCAAGUUAAGAGGGUACACCAGUUUGUAGAGUGCCUUAAGCUGAACAAAAAGCCCUUUCACCUGAUAGGCACCUCCAUGGGUGGCCACGUGGCUGGAGUAUACGCUGCUCAGUACCCAUCUGAUGUCUGCAGCCUGUGUCUUGUGUGCCCUGCUGGCUUGCAGUACUCAACUGACAAUCAGUUUGUACAACGGCUCAAAGAGCUGCAGGACUCAGCUGCCAUUCACAAAAUUCCUUUGAUCCCGUCUACCCCAGAAGAGAUGAGUGAGAUGCUCCAGCUCUGCUCCUAUGUCCGGUUCAAGGUGCCCCAGCAGAUCCUUCAAGGCCUUGUUGAUGUUCGCAUCCCUCAUAACGGCUUCUACCGGAAGUUGUUUUUGGAAAUCGUCAGCGAGAAAUCCAGAUACUCUCUGCAUCAGAACAUGGACAAGAUCAAGGUCCCAACACAGAUCAUUUGGGGAAAACAAGACCAGGUGCUCGAUGUGUCUGGGGCAGAUAUAUUGGCCAAGUCCAUUGCUAACUGCCAGGUAGAGCUUCUGGAAAAUUGUGGCCACUCCGUGGUGAUGGAGAGACCGAGGAAGACAGCCAAGCUCAUUGUCGACUUCUUAGCUUCUGUGCACAGCACAGACAACAACAAGAAGCUGAACUGAGGCCCUUGCCACAGCCUGCAUUGUUCACACAGCAUCUGCUCCCAUCCCCAAAACUUGAUACAGUCACCACUCUCAGGGAUCCUGCCCCAAAUGCCAUUGGAGGACCAGUGUCCCUGAGGAAGCCAACCUCCUAUCCCAGUAUGGUUCCACAGAGCAUCAGGGGCCGCAAGGAAAUCUCCAAGAUCCUUUUUCAAAAUAGAAACCUAAAUGGAACUAAAUUUAAAAAAAAAAAAAACAACAAAAAAAAACCCAGCCAUGAAGCCUGCUAGAAGUCGUCAAGUGUAUGUCACUGACAAGCCAAGGCAGUGCUAAGCAGCCACCCAGGAUGAUGACCAUUAAGUACAUUUUCUUUAAGGCAUUCCUCACACAUUAAACUUGAGCUAUUUUUGUUGCUUCAGAUGUAUCCCUUGCAUGGUCAGUGGCUUCCUGCAUAGGAGCUUUAGUCAUUUAUUGAACCCUUGUUUAGAUCUAAGCAAGUUUUGCAUAGAGGCCCAUGUGUCAAUGCAGCCCAUUAGCCACAAGACCAGGGAAGAAACAGGAAACUGUGGAAGAGCUUUCUGCCCCUAAGGCCUGAUGCACAGACCUGGAAUCUCAGCCACUUGGGAGGCUGAGGCAGGAGGAUCUAAGUUCAAGGCUUGCCUGAGGUACAGAGUGAGUUCAAGGCCAGCCUGAGCUACUGACUGAGACAAUUAAAAAAAAGAAAGAAAGACACGAAAAGAAAAUGUUUCUACGUUUUUUUUUUUUUUUUACAUGUAGAAACAUACAUGGAGGGGCAUUUUUUGGCUUCAGCCAGCCCUCAGAACUGCCGAAGCAGCACAACACAGACUUAUGGGUCUGGGUACCUACAAAUCAGAUAUGAGUGACCAGAAUGAAGACCAUCUGACAGGGUGGGUUUCCUAGGAAUAAUUUAUAAUUUUUAAAAAUAGGACUAAUAAAGCAAUAAUGUUCUAGACCUCUAUCUAAUCAGACUGGAGCUCAUGGGCAUCUUUUCUAUUCUGCUCUUCUACUGAUAACCCUCUGAUGUAAAAUACUAGUUUGUUAAUGAAUUCUGUGAAUUCUGUGAACAAUAAUGUGAUUGAAAAAAGUAAGUCCAAACAGCUGUAAAAAGUGACCACAAUGAUGUAAAAUAAAUUGAAUAAGUCUA